AGAGCGAUCGCGAUGACCGAUUCAGUCGGCAGUCGCUUGUCCGCUCUCUUGCGGCAGCUACGUUAAAUCGGGGCGAUUUCUCGGUCCAACUUUAAGACAUUUGACUCGCGCAAACAUUGAUAUUGAUUGUUGACGUCGUUUCUAAGCGUAGCGAUUUAAUAUCUCCAUGAAGAACCAACUUGACAGAAAAUAUUACUUGCUGAUUUUUUUUCUUUUGUGGAAAUCUUAGUUGUCACAUUCAAAAUGCCGCUGUUGCCCGACGAAACAGAUAUUCCAAAUAAAAUAUUGAUAGAGGAGGUCAGAAAAACACCAAACUUGUACGAUAAAACGUUGCCGGGGUACAUGAAGGGUGAUUUGAAGAGAAAGUUAUGGUUCGAGAUAGCCGAGAAACUCUUCCAGCACAAUUGGAAUAUAUGGAGCAAGAUGCAGAGGAGAGAAGCGGUACUGGCAAUCCAGAAGCGAUGGGGUAACUUGAGGACGUGUUUUGCGAGGGAAGUAAAGAAACGAAUGAAAAUGAAAGGUUCAAACGUAAUCGACGACGAUAAAAAAUACAGAUACUAUGACCAAAUGAUGUUUCUAUGCAAAUUCCUGGCGAUCAAAACCAUUGAAAAUGAAUAUGACAGUGUAUCACAGAUAGAAGAUAAUAGUGUAUACGAAGAUAUAGAUAACGACUCUAUCCAACACAAUAUUACAUGUGAAAGCAACGAAUCUGACCGACGUAGUAGUACGUUCGAAGGCAACAAGUCUGACCAAUGUAAUACUUUUGAAAUUAACGUUUCAGACAGUCAAGAAUCCGACAAAGAAGAUUGGCAAGAAGAAUACGUAGAACAGUACUUGGAAGACUCUGGAGACAUUGCCGAACAUAGAGACGAUAGUGACAAUGACACUGUCUAUGAAAUAAGUGAAGUACCCACGAGUAUACUCCAAAACGAAGAAGUUUACGCAGUUGUAAACACAGAUUUAGGAGAUCCAUUGGAUGUCAUAUUAAGGAAAAACAAAACAAACCCAAAAAUGGUAGUACACCUAAAUGACGCGAAAAGAAGAAAGGAAGAACAUGCAGACGAUGUAAACAGAAGAAAGGUAGAACAUGUAGACGAUGCAAGCAGAAGAAAAGUAGAACACGCAGAUUAUGCAAAGAGAAGAAAGGUAAAAUACGUAGAUGAUACAAAGAGAAUAAUGGUAGCACACGCGGAUGACGCAAAGAGAAGAAAGGUGGAACAUACAGACGACGCCAAGAGAAGAAAGGUGGAACAUGCAGGUGAUGGAAAUAAAAGAAAGGUGGAGCAAGUAGAUGAGGCAUUUAGAAGAAAGGUAGAAGUAGAUGAUGCCAGCAGUGUAAACCAAGACACGAACUUUGCUUUAUCCCUAGUGCCCAUGUUAAAAGGAUUGCCAUUAAAUAAAAAAAUAAGAGCACAAAUUGAAAUACUUAAAGUUUUUCAGCGUAUCACAGAAAACGAUAUGUAGUGAUGUUUGCCUUAAAUACAAAUGCAUUGUUAUUAAGUAUACUAAUACAUACCUAGAAAGCUAAGCAGAAUAAAAGUCUAAUCAUGUACUAAUA
Pectinophora gossypiella (pink bollworm) is the source of this 1558-nucleotide messenger RNA. RefSeq lists its product as uncharacterized. Gene Ontology annotation, cellular component: transcription regulator complex; nucleus. The record is from RefSeq and is a predicted model, not a curated record. Gene Ontology annotation, molecular function: DNA binding. Bases 244 to 1464 code for a protein of 406 amino acids. Gene Ontology annotation, biological process: regulation of transcription by RNA polymerase II. NCBI's taxonomy places the organism in Eukaryota, Metazoa, Arthropoda, Insecta, Lepidoptera, Gelechiidae. The transcript is spliced from 2 exons.